Schistocerca americana (American grasshopper) is the source of this 1410-nucleotide messenger RNA. Its product is annotated as spore wall protein 2-like. The transcript is spliced from 3 exons. Bases 1 to 1410 code for a protein of 469 amino acids. Lineage: Eukaryota; Metazoa; Arthropoda; Insecta; Orthoptera; Acrididae. The record is from RefSeq and is a predicted model, not a curated record.
AUGACUCACUGUCACCUCAAGGAGGUAGCUCUAGAUGUAAACAUUGGGGGUAAAGUAUUUAGUCACUCCUUUUUGGUUGUUCCAAAUUUGAGUAUGAAUAUGGUGUUGUGGAUUGAUUUCCUGAGUAAAUAUGAGGCAUAUGUAGAUUGUAAGGACCAGGUGGUGGAACUGAAUACUGACGAGGGAAGAAAAAGGGUUAAAUUCAAAAAUGCACUCAAUGAUGAAAAACUGUUUUUUUGUUUGCGUGUAGCACAGUGCUUAAUGGAUGAGAUGGAGGUUGAGAAAGAGAUAAGGAGUAAAGUAAAUGGUACAAAGGGGAUUUCUGAGAAUGAGAAGGCAGAAUCAUAUCAGUUAUUGAGUAAAAAUAAAGAUGUGUUUUCUGAAAAACCAGAGAAAGUGACUGAUUUUGAGCAUUCACUCAAAGUGAAUCUACAUGAACCCAUUAAGAGUGCGGGUGAGAGUGAGAGUGCGGGUGAGAGUGAGAGUGCGGGUGAGAGUGAGAGUGCGGGUGAGAGUGAGAGUGCGGGUGAGAGUGAGAGUGCGGGUGAGAGUGAGAGUGCGGGUGAGAGUGAGAGUGCGGGUGAGAGUGAGAGUGCGGGUGAGAGUGAGAGUGCGGGUGAGAGUGAGAGUGCGGGUGAGAGUGAGAGUGCGGGUGAGAGUGAGAGUGCGGGUGAGAGUGAGAGUGCGGGUGAGAGUGAGAGUGCGGGUGAGAGUGAGAGUGCGGGUGAGAGUGAGAGUGCGGGUGAGAGUGAGAGUGCGGGUGAGAGUGAGAGUGCGGGUGAGGGUGAGAGUGCGGGUGAGGGUGAGAGUGCGGGUGAGGGUGAGAGUGCGGGUGAGGGUGAGAGUGCGGGUGAGGGUGAGAGUGCGGGUGAGGGUGAGAGUGCGGGUGAGGGUGAGAGUGCGGGUGAGGGUGAGAGUGCGGGUGAGGGUGAGAGUGCGGGUGAGGGUGAGAGUGCGGGUGAGGGUGAGAGUGCGGGUGAGGGUGAGAGUGCGGGUGAGGGUGAGAGUGCGGGUGAGGGUGAGAGUGCGGGUGAGGGUGAGAGUGCGGGUGAGGGUGAGAGUGCGGGUGAGGGUGAGAGUGCGGGUGAGGGUGAGAGUGCGGGUGAGGGUGAGAGUGCGGGUGAGGGUGAGGGUGAGGGUGCGGGUGAGGGUGAGGGUGAGGGUGCGGGUGAGGGUGAGGGUGAGGGUGCGGGUGAGGGUGAGGGUGAGGGUGAGGGUGAGGGUGAGGGUGAGGGUGAGGGUGAGGGUGAGGGUGAGGGGGUAAUUGUAUCGGGGGGCACUGAUGUGGAGUGUCGAAGCACAUGUGUGGUCCAGCACGCCGAACGCUGGUUGCACGUGCCGGACGCCGCCAGUGACGCAAUGCCGGGGAAGCGGAGGCGCAGCUCACGUGUGGUGCGCGAUGCUCCGUGA